Molecule: messenger RNA, 1284 nt
Organism: Fusarium tjaetaba
Lineage: Eukaryota; Fungi; Ascomycota; Sordariomycetes; Hypocreales; Nectriaceae
Product: methionyl aminopeptidase
Exons: 4
Coding region: 1-1284 (427 amino acids)
Source: RefSeq, a predicted model, not a curated record
AUGUCGUCCGAGACGAAGGAAAUCGGUGAGCUCCCCCCCCGGAAAAAGCCCCAAUUAGCUGUCCCAUCCAAUCCCUCCUCUUCCAUUCCAUACUACUCUCUGGCCAACCCAGAUACCCUCACCAAGUACAAGACCGCCGCUCAGAUCUCCGAGAAGGUUCUUGCUGAGGUGUCCAAGCUCGUCGUUCCUGGCGCCAAGAUCGUCGACAUCUGCCAGCAGGGUGACAAGCUGAUCGAAGAAGAGGUUGCCAAGGUUUACCGAGGAAAGAAGAUCAACAAGGGUUUCUCUCACCCCACUACCGUCUCUCCUUCGUCCUACGUCACUCCCUACACUCCUCUCACCUCCGACGAGGCUGAGGCCAACACCGAGAUCAAGGAUGGUGAGGCUAUCAAGAUCCAACUAGGCGCCCAGAUCGAUGGCUUCGGUUCCAUUGUCUGUGACACCGUGAUUGCCACCCCAGAGGACAAGGCUGGCGACAAGAUCACCGGUCGCACCGCUGACCUGGUUCUUGCCAACUACUAUGUAAACGAGCUUCUCCUGCGACUGAUGAUCCCCCCUGGUCUCCUCACUCAGGGGAGCGAGGAGGAGAAGGCCAAGGCGGCCUCUCAGAAGGCCCCUACACAGGCCAAGAUCACCAGCCUCCUGGAAAAGGUCACCAAGGCCUACGAAGUUAACCUCGUCGAGAGCACCACCUCUUGGUUGUUCGACCACAACGAGAUCGAGGGUAGCAAGAAGAUUGUCCUUGCCCCCGCGGAGGGCACCAAGGGCGAGGGUGUUCCUGAGGUUGGUGAGGUAUGGGGUGUCGAGACCGGUGUCAGCCUGGGCUCGGGCAAGGUGAAGGGUCUUGAUCAGCGUGCUACCCUCCACCGACGCACCAACCAGACUUACGGUCUCAAGCGACCCACAUCGCGAAAGAUCCUCAACGAGGUCCAGAAGAAGUUCGGCAUCUUCCCCUUCAGCUUGCGACAGCUUGAGGACGAGCGUGAUGCCAAGUCUGGUGUCGUCGAGUGUGUCCGUGGCAACGUAUUCCGCCAAUAUGAGCUAGUUGGUGACAAGGACAACUCCCCUGUUGCUCGAUAUCUCACAACCCUCGCCAUUACCAAGAACGGUAUCACCAAGCUUGGUGGCCCACCCCCUCUGGACCUCGAGAAGUAUGAGUCCGACAAGAAGAUUGAGGAUGAGGAGGUUCUCAAGAUCCUGGAGCAGCCCCUGGCCAGAAACACUGGCAAGAAGAAGAGCAAGCCUAAGAAGAAGACCGCCAAGAAGGAGGAUGACGAAGAGUAA